Molecule: messenger RNA, 453 nt
Organism: Gossypium raimondii (Peruvian cotton)
Lineage: Eukaryota; Viridiplantae; Streptophyta; Magnoliopsida; Malvales; Malvaceae
Exons: 1
Coding region: 1-453 (150 amino acids)
Source: RefSeq, a predicted model, not a curated record
AUGUCUGACUUGAGGGACAUGUUUGCUCACUUGAGUUUCUUUGAUGAUGGUGGUAUUUUUGCAGAAUUAGAAGUAAAAUCUACUUGGGUUCUGGAAAUUAAGGAUAAGCAGAGUUUGGAUGGAACUAUAACACCUCAGUUUAAACAGGUUAAGGAUGGAUCGACCAAGGACUUUGGGAUUAACUCUGAUGGAAUUUUUUGCUUUAGAUGGAGGUAUUGUGUGCCUAAUGAUCAUAAUUUGAGACAAUCUACACUUCAAAAAGCACAUAGUAGCUCUUAUGUUAUGCAUCCUGGUAGCAUUAAGAUGUAUCAAGAUUUGAGGGAAGUGUAUUGGUGGCCGGAUCCUAAACGUGAAGUGACCGAAUUCAUAUCUAAAUGUUUGACUUGUCGGCAAGUUAAAACGAAGCCUCAGUAUCCAUCAGGGUUGCUCCAACCAAUUCAAAUACCACGGUAG